GAAAGGGGGUCGGACAGGCCAACGCGGGCUCUCAAGAGGCUGUGGCUUUAAGAGCAACCCCGGGCGUGCGGGCUCUUUAAGGAGGGGGCUGGGGGCGUGUCAGGAAAUGAGCCUGGGCCCGCCUCGCCCGGGAGGCGGCCUCGGACGUCCGGAGGCUCCAGCGCCGAGCCCAGCCGGAGCCCGCGCCGGGGGAGGCGCGCGCCGCGCUCCUGUGUCCGCCGGGCCUCCUCCCACGUCCCCCAGAGCCCGGCACCGGGGCACCCGGGACCUGCCCCGGCCCUCUCCUGCGCCACCCCGCCGCGCGCCCUCCGCGCCGCUCUGCAGGCCUCCCCGACCCUGCAGACCCCUCUCCCAGAGCCCACGCCUCGCUCCCGCCGCACGCCUCCGCACGCGGGCCCCGGCCCUCGCCCCACCCCGCCCCGCGUCCCCCCGCUGCCCCCGGCCGCCCCUGCCAUUCCUCUCGCCUCCUUUCCCCCUGCGACUCCUCCCUACUAGGCCCCAGCCCCUUGUCCCUCGCGGCACCUCUCUGUCCUGGGCUCACCCUUCCCGCGUCUUAUCUCCUGAGCUCCUUGGGGGCGGGGGGUGGGGGGCGUGGAGCAGCACAGCCGUGCUCACCCCAAAGCAGAACUUCAUCCGAGAGGAAGGAGGCCGUUAGGCCGCCCCUAUGUGACAGUCGAGGGCUGCGCCUGCAGAAAGAAGCAACUCCCUGCCCUGUACUCCUGGGAAUCAGUUCUGGCCGUCCGGUGACCCAGCUCCUCUGCUACCAUGAACAGGGCCCCCCUGAAGCGGUCCAGGAUCCUGCACAUGGCGCUGAACGGUGCUUCUGACCCCUCUGGAGAGGCAGAGGCAGGCAGUGGGGAGAAGCCCUUUCUGCUGCGGGCACUGCAGAUCGCUCUGGUGGUCUCUCUCUACUGGGUCACUUCCAUCUCCAUGGUAUUCCUCAACAAGUACCUGCUGGACAGCCCCUCCCUGCGGCUGGACGCCCCCAUCUUCGUCACCUUCUACCAGUGCCUGGUGACCACGCUGCUGUGCAAGGGCCUCAGCGCGCUGGCCACCUGCUGCCCUGGUGCUGUGGACUUUCCCACGCUGCGCCUGGACCUCCGGGUGGCGCGCAGCGUCCUGCCACUGUCCGUGGUCUUCAUCGGCAUGAUCACCUUCAAUAACCUCUGCCUCAAGUAUGUGGGCGUGGCCUUCUACAACGUGGGCCGCUCUCUCACCACCGUCUUCAACGUGCUGCUGUCCUACCUGCUCCUCAAGCAGACCACCUCCUUCUACGCCUUGCUCACCUGCGGCAUCAUCAUUGGCGGCUUCUGGCUGGGUGUGGACCAGGAGGGCGCCGAGGGCACCCUGUCUUGGGUGGGCACCGUCUUUGGGGUGCUGGCCAGCCUCUGUGUCUCGCUGAAUGCCAUCUACACCAAGAAGGUGCUCCCGGCGGUGGACGGCAGCGUGUGGCGCCUGACCUUCUACAACAACGCCAACGCCUGCGCCCUCUUCCUGCCGCUGCUCCUGCUGCUGGGCGAGCACCGGGCCCUGCUGGACUUCGCCCAGCGGGACAGCGCCCACUUCUGGGGCAUGAUGACGCUGGGCGGCCUGUUUGGCUUCGCCAUCGGCUACGUGACAGGGCUGCAGAUCAAGUUCACCAGCCCCCUGACCCACAACGUGUCAGGCACAGCCAAGGCCUGUGCCCAGACGGUGCUGGCCGUCCUCUACUUCGAAGAGACCAAGAGCUUCCUCUGGUGGACCAGCAACAUGAUGGUGCUGUGCGGCUCCUCCGCCUACACCUGGGUCCGGGGCCGGGAGAUGAAGAGCCAGGAGGACCCCAGCCCCAGAGAGGGCGACAAGAGCACCGUGGGGGUGUGAGCGUCCUCAGGCCCUGGGACCGCCCAGCCGGGGUAGAGGCAGGUGGUGCUGGAACAGCUCCCAGGCUGUCCCUGUGGACCCAGGGGGCGGCGGCCCAGGGAGCCGGCCUGUCACAGACCAGAUCAGAAUACAGCCACAGAAGAGGAGCCGGUGUUCCCAAGUGCUCUCAGAAAGCUGCCAGGCCUGUCCCGCCCUGUCCCGUCGGUGGGCUUCUGUCCGUCCCCGGGAGCACCACACUGAGGAGCACCUUCCUGCCGCUCCAGGUCCACUACCUCCACGUGGCCUCGGGUGGGGCAGGGCAGCCACCUCAGGUGAAGUGAAGUCCCACUUACACUCAAGGGAGAUGGAGAGACACCAAGAGCUGGCCGAGGCCAGUCGGUAACCCCACAUCUCCAAGGCCCUGGGCAGGCCGGGUGGCACUGGCCCUGUAAACCAGCCAGCAUGGGGCUGAGCAAGGGGGAAGGGACCCCUGCUCCCCUUUCUCUGUGCUGAGAGCAAGCCAGGAAAGGGGGAGAAGGGUCACGUGUACCUGUGCCUGACCCGGGAAUGAGGCGGGUCCCCAGGGAGCGCCCACCUCCCCACCCAGUCUUUGCCGCUUCGGAACCUGGAGGAACGCGUUCGCUUCACAUCCUUUUCGGGUUAAGUAGAGACAGGAGCACCUCCCUCAGUCCCUGAGCCCAGAGGAACCUGCCUGGGGCCUCUGCCCUUGGAGGGCCACUCUGUCUCCGAGCACCUAGCACAGGUACCUGGCUGGUGACAGCCCUGGAACUGCAGCCAGAGAGCCUCUACUGCCUCCUGUCUCUGCCCCUCACAAAGCCUCCAUCCCAGGCGAGGCUGCGGGGCCAGAUUGGAGGCUUCUCAUAAGCAGCCCCCUCCCCCCUUUGAGCCCCUUCAUAACGAGGAGAUCGACACGUGCACUCUUCCCUGAGGGUGGGAUUGGAAGAACGUCCUUGUCCCCUGCCCUGGUCCACUGGGCUCCCAGCAGCACAUCACAGAGCAGUGGCUGAGCAUCAUCGGGAGCGAUUUCUCAGCCGUUCUGGAGGCGGGGAGGUUCAGGAUAAGAUGGGCGUCCGCAGUGUCCCUGGCGGGUCGCUGGUGCCCGCUCUGAGCUGGCGUGGUGGGGGCACAGGCAGGCCCCCUGGGGCCUCUUUCAGAAGAGCUCUAACCCUGUCCCUGCGGGCUGGGCGGCCACCUAACCACCUCUAAGCAAACAUUCAGACCACAAGCCUCUGGCCACGCCCUCAGGGUACCUUUCACCACGGGUCCCUUCCCCAGGGCCUUUGCACCUACCCCAUCCUGGUGGUUUCUGGUGUACCUGCAGUGAAAAGCUGGGGAGCCAGGGUGUCCUCACCAGCCUCCCUUCCAGUCCCCCGAAGUCCCAGGUGGUUCUAAUGGAGUUGUUGGGCUGGAUGCCCUGGGCCCUGUGUGCUUCAAUAAAACGCCAGCGGGAGAUGUCCUGUGUGUGCUGAGGCAGAGGCCGCAGCUGCCCAGGGGGCCUGAGAGCAUGGCCCUGGGGAAAGAAGCUCUCGGGACGAGGGGUCCAGCCAAAUCCAUGGCUUCUUCAGCUCCUUCCUGGGAGGCUGGGGGCUGUUUCUAGGCCUUUACUAAUCAUCACCUUAGCGCUGGCCACUGCUCGCUGGCCUCGGGGGCCGGACCCCGCCGUGUGCCUGCACCCAUCAUUCACCUUCGCUGCUGCCACACUGAGGUGCAGGCCAUUGCUGAGCCCAUUUCACAGAUGAGGACACUGAGGCCCCGAGCAUCACAGGAAGGAGGGCAGCAGGACUCAGGGGAGGCUCUGCUUCCCACAGUGCUGAAUGCUAGACCCGCAUCCCCGGGCACCUACUGGGUCCCUGACCCUAUAGUGUAAGAGGAAUCCGCAAAUCAGGGCUGACCUGUGACUUGCUCAACAGAAUCACUGGCGCUUCUAAGGUCUUAAUUAGGCCGGGACCUUCCACUGCUGCCCGCUUCCCACCUCCCAGGAGCCCCCGAGGCAGGUGGAGGAGAUCACCACCUGAGGCCAGUGCCCUCCCCACCCCCAGACGAGCUCAGCCGCAUCAGCUCCGAAGGUCAGGCUGGCAGGGGAACCAGCCAGUCAACCCACAGAAUCUGAAGAAAUCCUAAAUUGUUGUAAGCCUCUGAAUUCAGGGGAUUUCAUGCAGCAAAUAAUUAACUAACCAAUUAACCUAAGUGGAACAGAGUGCAGAAAGGCAGGAGCCAGAAUCCUGUGGCCAGCAGAAGCUCAAACUUCCAACCAGAGCACCCCACAAAUGCACCACAGCCCACUGGCAAGGCCAUCUCAGUCCCCGGGUGGGGCAAGACACCCCCACCUCCAGGCAAGGACGGGCUGCCCAGACCAUUGCUGUAGGGCCCACAGGUAGGCCCCAAAGGGUGCCGGGACAGCAGCUCUGGCAGCACCUGGGACCCUGGAGCGUUCCCUGUGGUGGACCCUGAUGGAUCAGAAACUGUGACCCAAAAAGCUUCAUUUUUUUUCCUGACUUGAUCUUUCCUUGUUCAGAAAAUACUGUUUAUCAUUGAAUUUGCCCAAGCCCUUUAUUUUGAAUUGAGGAAACUAAGGUAUAAAAAGGUUAAAGGAAGUUUCUGAGGUUACAGAACCAAUUGCUGACUGAGCCCAAAGUAGAGCAUGUCUCCUGAUCCUAAUCCUAGAUGCUGUGUUUGCUUAAGGUCAGGUGACUGUAUUUCUUAAGUUAAGCAAACAAAUUUCCCUAGCUAUUUGGCAUUGUUGAAAGUGUUUCUACAAACAUUAAUUCAUGUGAUCCUCCUAAUGAUCCUAUUGUAUGUACAUGGGUAUAAUUAUCAUUUCCUGUCUUACAGACCAGAGAGACUGAGCAAUUUGUCUGAGAUCACACAGCUAAUAAGUGAUAGAACUAGAAGUUUUCAACUAAAAAAACCAUGGUGCUUCCCUAGUAUAAAAAAAAAUCAUUGUUUGGGGGUUCUCCAUCAUAAUAAUUCCAUAAUAUAAUGUAGGUAAAAGAAUCUAAAGAUGAAAAGAACCCAGGUGUUAAGGUCAAAAGAUUCAGACUCAAACCAUGCACUAGCUGUGUGGAUAUAGACAAAUCACUCACCCUCUCUGAUCACAUUCCUCACAUGAAAGAAGCGAAAGUUGUUCUAUAUCAAGAGAUAACACAAUGACUUAAGGAGUAUGUGUGAACUUUAACUGCCAAACAGUAAAACUGAGGCACCAAAGGGUCAAAGGACUUGCCAGUAAAUGACAAAACAGACAGUAGCACUCCACUCUUCUGACCCACCUGGCCUGGCUAGCUUCCCACAGUACCUUGCAGAUGAAGAAGCCAGCCGCCUGCUGUGGCUCAAGUCUGCCCCACAAAGUCGAACACUUAACCCCCUGUGCAGGUGGUGGGAGGUGGUCAGGAUUGCACAGUUGUUUGUUAUUUUGGGAGAGUUUCUUAUAAAACCAAGUUCAGUGAGCUGGGCAAGGUGCCACAUGCCUGUAAGCCCUGCAACUCAGGAGGCUGAGGCAGGAGGAUCCCCAGUUCAAGACCAGCCUUGGCAACUUAGCAAGACCCUGUUUCAAAAAGAGGAGGCUGGGGCUGUAGCUCAGUGUUGAGCACCCCUGGAUUCAACCCCCAGUACCACACACACACAAAAGUUCAGCCCCAUAUUGCUCCCCCCCGUGCCCUCCCCCGGCCCUCUGCCCCUCUGCCACAGGAUGAUGCAUUAGAAGCCCCCCCCCACCUCGUGCUGGACCCUGACCUUCGUCUCCAGCCAUCAGAACAGCAGGAAGUAAAUCUCCAUCCUUUGCAAAUUACGGGGCCCAGUUGUUCCAUUAUUGCAGAACAGACAAGGGCCCUGUCCUCCCCAGACACUGCCCUCUCCCCCACACCCUUUGGCUUCUGUGAAAGGGCUAAAUUUAGGACCUGAAACCAGCUGAAAUGGGGACAGCAGAGCCCGCUGUGUUGAAGCAGCUGGCGCAGGUGUGCGGAGCUCAGGAAGGCUGGGCGCGGUGUGGGGGAGGGA
Molecule: messenger RNA, 5853 nt
Organism: Sciurus carolinensis (gray squirrel)
Lineage: Eukaryota; Metazoa; Chordata; Mammalia; Rodentia; Sciuridae
Gene: Slc35c1
Product: solute carrier family 35 member C1
Exons: 2
Coding region: 766-1860 (364 amino acids)
Biological process (GO): GDP-fucose import into Golgi lumen; protein O-linked glycosylation via fucose
Cellular component (GO): Golgi apparatus
Molecular function (GO): antiporter activity
Source: RefSeq, a predicted model, not a curated record